Messenger RNA from Nerophis lumbriciformis (worm pipefish), 1317 nucleotides. The record is from RefSeq and is a predicted model, not a curated record. NCBI's taxonomy places the organism in Eukaryota, Metazoa, Chordata, Actinopteri, Syngnathiformes, Syngnathidae.
AUGAAACUCGCACCAGUUAAAGCCAACGGGUGCACCCACUCUGGGUCCAAGUGGGGACUGAAUCAGCCCUCCGAUCAUCUAAUCUCCGGACAACCUGGCCCCCACUCCUUACACCCGGGUCACCCUGCAGCCCCACCAGAUCAGCGAGUCACCCAGCUCACUGUGUUAAUGAAGGCCGUGCAUCCAGACUUUAGACAUGGGUGGCGCCUAAGAAGACGGCUUAUCGGCAUCGGUAGCACUAUGGACCUUGCGGACAACCGAGGCUGGAGGGCCAUUCAUGUGGCGGCCGCCGCCGGCAGGGUGGGCUCCCUCACGCAUACCCUGUCUGCGGCCGCUAAGACUGCUGGCUCGCCGUCGCGCUUCAAAGCGUACGUCAACUCCACCACCCGCAAGGGCGAGACGGCCUGCUACCUGGCGGCCAAACGUGGCAAACUCUCCACCCUCCGCCUCCUCGUCAGAAAGGGAGCCGACAUCAACCAGCAGACCAAGGACCGUUCGUGUCCACUCUUCGCAGCGGUCACUGACGGCCGCAAGGACAUGGUGCAGUUUCUGUUGGCCAAGGGCGCAUUGGUGGACAGGGUGCACACAGCUUCCUGCUGGACGUGCCUUCAUCAAGCUGUCUAUGUGAAUAACGUGGACAUUGUGCGCAUGUUGGUGACGCAGACCAACCUGGAAGCAUGCGACAACAAGGAGAUCACGCCUCUCAUCCUGGCGGCACAGCAUGGACAUCGUGAAUGUGUGGAAGUCCUGUUCCAAGCCGGAGCGGCUCUGCGCAUAACUGAGUGGGGAUUCGUUCUGACCAAAACAGACCUAGUCGAGCUGGUUCUGGACCUCAGGUGGCUUUACCCCCCGAGUUUCCCUGGCAACGAGGCCGACAAGAUUAAGAGUGCGUUGACACCGGAGGAGUUCCAAGACAUGUGCGCGACGGCAUUGGCGCGAUCGGAUUUAGCCCAGGAGUGGCUCCCACCUCUAAUAAGAGCGGGACUCGAUCCCUAUCUGAUGCUGCACACAGACAUACUGAUGGAAGCCAAAGGCAGCAUUGUUAACUUUCUGCUCCAGUUUGUCAACUGGUCAACCUUGACGACGUCUUCCAAAGCCAUAUUGUGCCAUAGGCGAGCAGAAGGCACGUGGCAACCAUUCCCGGAAUUUGACGCCAUCCCCGACCUCUUGCAUCUCUGCCGGCUGCAGCUCAGGUCGAUUAUGGGACCGGACUUGGUGUUGAAUUCGGGCGUUGUGCAGAGGCUCCCCAUGCCCACACCGCUCCACAGCUUCCUACAGUUUAAAGAUAUCCAGGUGGACAACACCGAUUUCUCUUAA